UAGCUUCAGAAUGAUGCAGACAUCUGAAUAAUGUGAAGGAUAUAUUCAUUAGUGCAAAAUCUGUGACGAUGUUUCAUGAUAAUGAGGAAGACGAUGAGUCAUGCUUGGAAGAAAUUGGGAAGCUGUCUUCAUUCUCUCUAGAAACAGAAAUUCAAUUGAUCACUCAUGAAAAAUUUAAGGAGAGAUUAAAAAAGCUCGAAAAAGAUAUUGAGCAUGGAUAUGACACCAUUGAGGAAACUAUUUGUUUUCACAAUUUUGUUUCCUUUCUAUACUGGAAAUGUGACAAAACAAAAAGAGCCAUGGAGCUAGCUACAAAGGCCCGUGAACUGGGAAGUAAGAUCUCAUCGUUAGGAGAAACGAAAAAUAUAGUAACCAUUUGUAAUUUUUAUCACUUUCAUAAAGGAAAAGGAGAUGUAGUUAAAUCCAGAAAGUUUCUUAGACAGUUUAAAGAAUUGUCAAAAAGAGAUGAUUUCAAAAAACUCAAAUAUAGUGCAAAAGCAGAAUUAGCUGUAUGCAUUUCAAAACUCGGUCCGUUUUGUGCAACAAAAGCAAUUGGGAUGUUCCGCGAAUCUGUUGAAAAAAUCUCUACAACUGUAGAUUGCUGGCAGUUUUAUUUUGCAUUGACACUAAGAAGAAAAACACAUUUACUUGCCAUUCAGAAUAAGACUGAUGCACAGUUGGUAGAGGAGGAUAGAGAGGCGUUUGAUUUAUUUAUGAAAGUUAUUAAAAACACUUCUUCGAAAAACUUGAAAACCAGAUCAUUGUGUGAGAUUGGAUUGAUAAUUUACAAUAAUCGCUACAAACAAAACAGAUAUAGGGAUAUGAAUCACAUGGAAUACUUUGAAGAGGCGGUUAAAGUCAACCCCAAGUCCUACCAUGCACUCCAGCGCUACGGACAGCACUUGAGAUAUCAGAAAAAUCUAGAGAAAUCAAGAGAAAUACUUGAAAAAUCCCUGAACAUUCGGGAAACAGCCAUUGCUUAUCAUCAUCUUGGUUUAACUUUUCAAAAAAUGGUUUUACUAGAAUAUAGUGAAAAAAAGAAAGCAAAACCUUCACAUCGGAAAAAUAUGCCAAGACAAAAAUCUUUGAAAGUGAGAAGUCCAAAUAUGAAGAACAACAACUUGGAUAAAACAUUAAUUGGAGACACGAGUCACGGACAAAUGAGGGCGAAAAUGAAAUCAGUUAGACAUCCACCGCCAUAUCCAGGAGAUGACCGUCUGCUGAAUGCUGAACAAAAUCUAGAAAAAGCUUUACUCUUAGACGUCUCUUUUGAUAAAGCACGAUAUGACUUAGGACUCGUUCAGAGAAUGCUUGAAAAAAGUGAUGAAGCUCUUGAGAAUUUUAGGUACAUAACAAACAGUUACAAAGGAAAAACAAGUAACCAAAUUCAACUGCUUUUUGCAUAUGAACAACAAGCAUUUUGUAGAUUUGAUCUUUUUGAAACCAGUAAGAAUGAAAAUGACAUAAUCAAUGCAGUAGAUGCCUUAAAUAGAGCUUUGGAUAUCUUGUCUUUGUAUAUAGAUGCUCUUCCAGAUUUGAAAAGUGUAUCUUCUUGCAUCCGGGAGUUAGAAGAAACAAUGAACAAAUAUGAUUGCUUGCACUUGGGAGAAGAAAGCAGGAAAGAUAACUUUGCUCGUUUAUAUGAAAAGUCAAAGGAGUACAAAAAGGCAUACGAGCUUUACUCGACAUGUGAGCCUAAAACUGCAGCUGUUUUUCAAAAUAUGGUUGAAAAUUUGAAAGCUGCUGGAGAUUAUGAAAAUGCCAUUGGUAUAUUAAAUAAACUAAUUACAGACAAAGACCCAAACAUCCCAUCUAGACAAUUCUUAUUUCGGAUGUACAUGGAGGGAGCCUCAUACUCAUUAGAAAAUAGAAAUUUUGAGGAAACAAAGAUGAGGUUCCUACAAUGCCGAAAAUGCGUUCCAGCCUGGGAAAGCUAUGAUGAAGAAAACAUGAUAGAUUUCCACAUUCUGCAUAUUUGUGAAGAAAGAUGUCCACUUGCAGAGAAGUUGGUACAAGUACUAACACAGUCAUUGUUCAUAAAGUGGAACGUCACAAAGAAUCUAGAUGAUUGUAAACCAGGACACAAAAUUACAAUAUAUCACAAAGAUGUUAUCGAAAGAACAAAAUUCAAAUUACUCUAUUACCAUGAGAACCAGUUGGACUGUGAUGAUAAUAAUGGCGAGUUUCUUAAAAUGCAGCUUGAGCAUCUCAGCAUUAGUAAGGAAAAGGAUGUGCUGAACGUUAUUCAAGGUGAUGUAGAACAGCCACCUCACCACCCAACUAUCGUCCUCCCGAAUGACUUUGCUUCUGCAGAAGAAGAUGGCGAAGAGGACCUGGACAUGCAUGCCUUAGAGGGUCGUCUUAUACUCGACAUCCUUAUGAAAACAUUUGGACUUCAAGAAACAAUGCUUCUUAACAGUGAUGAAGAGAAUGAGUCAUGUUUGGAGGAAAUUCGAAAACUCUCUUCAUUCUAUCUAGAAGCAGACAUUCAUUUAAUCAAUCAUCGAAAGUUUGAGGAACGACUAAAUAAGCUUGUUAAAGACAUUGAAUUUGGAUAUGACACCACUGAGGAAACUAUUUGUUUUCAUAAUUUUGUUUCAUUUCUAUAUUGGAAAUGUGAUGAAAGAAAAAAAGCGAUUGAGUUAGCCACAAAGGCCCUUGAGCUGGGAAAUAACACCUCGUCGCUAGGAGCAACGGACAAUAUAGUAACGAUAUGUAAUUUUUAUCACUUUCAUGAAGGAAAUGGAGAUGUAGUUGAGUCCUAUAAGUUUCUUAGACAGUUCAGAGAAUUGUCCAAAAGAGAUGAUUUUCAACAACUUAAAUAUAUUGCAAAAGCAGAAUUAGCCGUAAGUAUUUCAAAGCUCGGUCCGUUUUGUGCAACAAAGGCGAUUGAUAUGUUCCGCGAAUCUGUUGACAAAAUAUCUACAACUGUAGAUUGCUGGCAGUUUUAUUUUGCAUUGACUUUAAGAAGAAAAACACAUUUAUUUACUAUUCAGAAUAAGACGGAUGCAGAGUUACUAAAGGAAGAUAGAGAGGCGUUUGAUAUAUUUAUGAAAGUUAUUGAAAACACUUCUUCGAAAAACUUGAAAUCCAGAGCAUUAACUGAAGUUGGAUUAAUAAUUUACAAUAAUCGAGACAAGUAUAAGGACGAGAAUUACAUGGAAUACCUUGAAAAGGCGGUAGAAGUCAAUCCCAAGUCAUACCAUGCACUUCAGCGCUACGGACAGUAUUUGAGAUAUGGGUUAAAGCUACAGAAAUCAAAGGAAAUACUUGAAAAAUCUCUGAAAAUCCGGGAAACAACCAUUGCUUAUCAUCACCUUGGUUUAACUUUUCAAAAAAUGGUUUUACUAGAACAUAGUGAAAAAAAGAAAGCAAAGCUUGCAAAUCGGAAAAAUAUGUCAAAACAAGAUUCCACAAAGGUAAGAGGAAUAAGUAACAGCAACAGUGUUGAAACAACAUUUGUGAAGACGAGUCGAGAUCCGUUACAAGUAAGAGCAAAAAUGAAAUCAGUUAGAUAUGUACCUCUGUAUCCAGGAGAUGACCGUCUGCUGAAUGCUGAACAAAAUCUAAAAAAAGCCUUACAGAUAGUCGUUUCUUUCAAUCAAGCACGAUAUGACUUAGGACUCGUACAAAGAAUGCUUGGAAAAAGUGACAAAGCUCUUGAGAAUUUUAGAUUUAUAACAAACAGUUACAAAGGAAAAACAAGUGACCAGAUUCAAUUGAUUGUUGCAUACGAGCAACAGGCAUUUUGUAGAUUUGAUCUAUUUAAAACCAGUAAGAAUGAAAAUGACAUAAUCAAUGCAGUAGAUGCUUUAAAUAGAGCUUUGGAUAUUUUGUCUUUGUAUAUAGACCCUCUUCCUGAACUAAAAAGUGUAUCUUCUUGCAUCCAGGAGAUAGAAGACAUUAUGAACAGAUAUGAAUAUAUGCACUCGGGAGAAGAAAGCAGAAAAAACAACUUUGCUCGUUUAUAUGAAAAGGCGAAGGAGUACAAAAAAGCAUACGAGCUGUAUUCGAAAUGUGAGCCAAAAACUGCCGAUGUUUAUCAAAAGAUGGUUGAAAAUUUGAAAGCCGCCGGAGAUUUUGAAAAUGCCAUUGGUAUAUUAAAUAGAUUAAUUGUAGACAAAGACCCGAACAUCCCAUCUAGAAAAUUCUUAUUUCGAAUGUACAAAGAUGGAGCCGCACACUCGUUAGAAAAUAGAAAUUUUGAGGAAACAAAGAUGAGGCUCCUACAAUGUCGGAAAUGCAUUCCAGCCUGGGAAGUACAUACUGAGAACUGCUAUGAUGAAGAUAACAUGCCAGAUUUCUACAUUCUGCAUAUAUGUGCAGAAAGAUGUCUACUUGCAGAGAAGUUAGUCCAUGUACUUGCACAGUCCUUUUUCAUAAAGUGGAAUGUCACGAAGAAUGUAGAUGAUUGUAUACCAGGACAUGCAAUUACAAAAUAUCUCACAGACAUUAUCAAAAGAGCAAAAUUCAUACUACUCUUCUAUCAUGAGAACCAAAUGGAUUGUGAUGAUAAUAAUGGCGAAUUUCUUAAAAUGGAACAUGAGCGUCUCAGCAUUGAUAAGGAAAAGGAUGUGCUAAACGUUAUUUAUGGGGAUGCCGAACAGCCAUCUCACCAUCCAACUAUCGUUCUUCCGAAUGACUUUGCCACUGCUAAAGGUGACCCUGAGACACAUGAUUUGGAGGGUCGUCUGACACUGGAUAUUCUUAUGAAAACAUUUACACUUUCAAGGAACACUUAA
Saccostrea echinata is the source of this 4742-nucleotide messenger RNA. RefSeq lists its product as uncharacterized. Bases 69 to 4742 code for a protein of 1557 amino acids. The record is from RefSeq and is a predicted model, not a curated record. The transcript is spliced from 3 exons. Gene Ontology annotation, molecular function: protein binding. Lineage: Eukaryota; Metazoa; Mollusca; Bivalvia; Ostreida; Ostreidae.